AAUUGCCUUUUGUACAAUGUAUACAUAAUUUAUUUUUUUAUAUACUUCAACGUUGGAUGCUACAGCGACGGCUGGGCGGAUCGGGGCGACGUUACCAAAGGAUUGGAGGCGGAGGCCUGGGGAAGCCUCUCCGUUCGUAUCCAUUCGCCGUACGUCAGGGAGUUCGACCAGUACUAUUUCGGUCUUAAGCCGGAUACCAACGUACGAAACCCCUGGUUCCGGGAGUUCUGGCAGUCGAGAUUCGGAUGCAAGCUCAAGGAGGAUGAUGAUAGCGUGGACACCAUCCACGAAGAGCAAAUCCCCAAAUGUUCAGGUAACGAACGGCUUUCUGAUGGUUAUCGGCAGGACUCUAAGCUCAGCUUCGUCAUAAAGGCCAUAAGGAGUUUGGCGUACGCGAUGCACGCCAUGCAGCAGGACAUCUGCGGCUCACCCAGCAUCGGCCUCUGCGAUAAACUGCUGCCCUUCAAUGGAUCUCUCUUCAAGAAUUACCUCAUGAACGUCUCCUUCGAGUACGGCGGGGAUCUGGUGGAGUUCGACGAGAACGGAGACCCUCCCGGAAGAUACGACAUCAUGAACUACCAAUUGACGAAGAAUAAGGGCGGUUACGAUUACGUGAAGGUCGGCGAAUGGAACAACAGGAGUCUAGUGUGGAAGGAAACGAUCCAACUGGGGCCAAACAUUUUCAGGAAGUCCGUUUGUUCGCAGCCCUGCGAGAAGGGCCAUUACAAGAACGUUCAGCAAGGUGGAAAGGACAAGAGGUGUUGCUGGGUGUGCGUUAACUGCCCGUCAUCGCACAUCUUGAACGAAACAACUCAAGCGUGCGAUAAAUGCCCUUUAGGUUACAUCCCCAAUUCAACACAAACCGAGUGUCUUCAAUUGCCGAUAGAGUUUAUGAAAUGGUCGGAUACCCAAGCUAUUGUUGCUAUGGCUUUCGCAGGAUUCGGAUUCUUCACUACCGUCUUUUCCUUCAGCGUUUUCCUCAAAUACAACAAUACGCCGGUAGUGAAAUCGUCCACCAAAGAGCUGUCUUACAUAAUCCUCGCUGGAAUGACUUUAUCUCACGCCGCUAUAUUCCCUAUCCUCGCCCGUCCGCAGAUGAUUUCCUGCGCCCUGAGCAGAUUCCUUCCGGGCCUCAGCUUCGCCAUGAUCUACGCGGCGCUCCUCACGAAAACCAAUAGAAUAGCGCGCAUCCUGGCCGGAAACAAGAAAUGCUUCCCCAGCAGGAAACGUCUGUUCAUGUCCACCGCUUCGCAGGUCGUAAUCACGUCUUUCCUAAUCACUUUCCAGAUCCUCAUCUCGCUCUGGAUGCUCCACUACCAAAAUCCUGAUGUCGCCCAUCUCUACCAGCCAGACCGAACGAUCCUCGUGUGCGACACGACCCCCGAAGGCGUCCUCAUCCCGUUGACCUUCGACUUCUUUUUAAUCCUCCUGUGCACGUUGUACGCGCUCAAGACUCGCAACGUGCCCGAGAAUUUCAACGAGGCCAAGUUCAUCGGUUUCGCGAUGUACACGACCUGCGUGAUCUGGGUGGCCUUCGUGCCUAUAUACUUUGGCAGCGAUUCCAAGGUGAUCACAAUGUGCAUGUGCGUCACGCUCAGCGCAAUGGUCACCUGGAUAUUCCUCUUCAUCCCGAAGCUUUACAUAAUACUCUUCAGACCUGAACGAAAUAACCGGUCAUUUUUCACCACGAGCAAAAGCAUCCGAUGCCACAUCGGAUCCCGAGUAGCGUCCGCUCUAACAGAGAAGAGUUCAGUUAACAGCUGGAAGGAUUGCGGCAAGGAGAUCGUACCGCAUUCGCCCCAGAAACGCACAUUAUCGUGUCAAACAGGCGUGGAACUGCUGCAAGUUCUCCUGAGUCCUCGCAGACUCAUGGAAACUUAUUCACCGAAAAUCAACGCACCAAGGAUUACGGAACGCGACUGCUGCCAAACAGAUUCGUGUCAACUGAAGAAAAUAACUAUAAGACUUCCAGACACCACUUUCCAAUGAAGCCAAACAUGAAUAGAGUUUAGAGAGAAUUGAUGUGUUCAUAACCAGACCAAACCCAAAAACAAGAAACAAAUUUUACAAUUAGCAGUUUUUAUCUAAAAUUUGUUGCAGAGUCAAAUAUUUGUUUCUUUUAGGAAUUUAUACAUAGAAUAAUUUACUAGCAUUCCAAAAUCGCAUAUCAAAUACCUUUUAUUUCUUAUA
Nicrophorus vespilloides is the source of this 2190-nucleotide messenger RNA. Its product is annotated as metabotropic glutamate receptor 5-like. Gene Ontology annotation, cellular component: postsynaptic density membrane. The annotation marks the transcript as partial. The record is from RefSeq and is a predicted model, not a curated record. The transcript has 5 exons. NCBI's taxonomy places the organism in Eukaryota, Metazoa, Arthropoda, Insecta, Coleoptera, Silphidae. Gene Ontology annotation, molecular function: adenylate cyclase inhibiting G protein-coupled glutamate receptor activity; G protein-coupled receptor activity involved in regulation of postsynaptic membrane potential. Gene Ontology annotation, biological process: G protein-coupled glutamate receptor signaling pathway; regulation of synaptic transmission, glutamatergic.